AUGCUUUUUCAGGGUAAGUUCAAACGGCGCGGCAACCUGAUUCAGGGACGGCACGGCGACCCACCCCAAGCCACGCGGGGCAUUGGGUACCUGCUUGCUGAGAAACACAGGAAAACAGGAGGCUGCCAUUUCCCGCUAACACCCGGAUCCAGCCCCGACCGUUACCACGCGCCCCGCACCUCCCCGCGGGAGCCACCGUGGAGGGGCGGGCUUUGGCCUUGGCCCCGCCCCCUGGCCCGGCGCUGCUCGUCCGAUUGGCGAGGCUGCGAGCGCCGCCCUCUGGCGCCCAAUCAGCGCUUUGCGUCCGUUGCUAGGUUUAAACUGAUUGUGGAAAAUCCGGGAAAACCUGUUGCAUCUGGACUUAAAGUUACAGCUAUUGUGGAAUAUUAUCCUGACAGUGAGGAGGAUCUUCAUGAUAGACUACUUCUUUUGAUAGAAGAAGACAUAGUUGAUAUCCCCCUACUUGGAUUAAUUCCAUGCUGUUAUCUGGAAAUUGAGCCUGAGAUUAAUUUUGGUACAGUGAUUGUAAACAGUAAAAUAAUUAAUAAAGAGAUUAGCAUUACUAACCAUGGAUCAUCUCCAGGUACUUUUAAACUAUUAUAUGAUGGGGUUGUCCUAGUUAACAUAGAACCUACCAGUGGAGUGGUAGAGCCGAAAACUGUAAAGAUGAUUGAAGUGGGUAUCUGUACAGAUGUGCCAAGAAUCAUCAACGAAGUGAUAAAAGUGGAGCUAGAAGGACAUGACUGCACAGAGAUACGGAUCAAAGCUGUUGUGGUUGAACAAGUUCUUAAAGUUCUAGGAGCGCCUCAUGGAAAUGAAGUGAAAUGCAUUCAUUUUGGAUCUGUUUAUUUUGGGUCUUCAAAGACUGAACAAGUAUUUCUGUACAAUAAAAGUCCAGAGUGUAUGGACUGGGUAGCAAUACUGGAGGACAAUGCUGCUGGAGGAGAAAUGGGUACAGAUCUUCAGAAGGCUACAGAUGCAUUUUUAGGAGACUUAAACUUCACGAGUAAUGCAAGAGAUGUAGAUGUUUCCACCUUGAUAUUGUGCAUUCCCAAUCAAGGAACCUUGCUACCUUAUCAGAGAUCUACAAUUACGUUGUGCUUUAGUCCAGCGAAAUUUAAAAGGGUCAUUGGACUGCAUGAUGUGUCAGCAAAACAAGAUUAUGUCCUGUUUCUAAGAUUUGAGGCUGUUGGGAGUAAAGGUGGCUUUCUGCAGACCCCCAGUGAUGAUGACACACCACUCAGAAUGAAUCAUCCUCCUCACAUGGAGUUAGCUCUGACUGGUUCUGGGCUUCCUGUCAUGUUAACUUUCAAUCCAGGACCAGUUAUUAAUUUUAUGGACUGCUUCUUGGACGAACAAGUUGAAGUUCUUUGCGAACUCAGGAAUGAAUCUGAGUCACUUCCAGUAACUUUCAGCUUCCGAAAGACUGCCCACUUUCAUAUUUCUCCUAAAAAAGGAAAAAUUGAAAAACAGUCUACAAAGAUAUUUUCAUUUUCCCCAAAUCAAAUAGGAGUAUUUAAAAAGAAACAAGUUGUUGAUAUCAUUGGUUUAGGACGAGAGGAAAAUAAUUCCCAGAUCUUGAAGACAAAAUCCUUUCACCAAAUACUUUUGAGAUUCAUUGGUGUGUGCAAAUCUAAAUCAAAAAACAUUCCAUUCAAAAUUAAUCCUGGCAUAACACCAAUGAUUUCCAAUCCAGCUGGACAGUUUGUUCCUGAUGACACAGGACAGUGCACUGAUAUUGCACCUGUGGCAAUACUUAAAUCAACCCAAACACAAAUUCAUACUCACCAGAUAAACAGGAAUUGUAAGAAUGAUGUGCUUAUACCUCUUCUUAAUGACCACUCAGCCAGCAUUGUACCUUUUGAACGGCAUAAAAAGUACAGGACUAUUUUCACAAAGACUGAGAGCUAUAAUUAUGUAGAUCCACAAUUUUCUUAUACUGACUUUGAACAGCUGGAAAAAGAAGCACAUAAAGAGUGUUAUACAGAUUACAUUUAUAGAUUUAGACAACGCCGCUUACAGAAGGAUGCCUCUCGGGAAUUUGAUGCUUAUAAUGAUUCUAUAAACAUAGGCCUUAAACCAGCAGAUGGGCUGAUUUCACCAAAGAUCUCAAUCACAGAUAUUCACAAGGAGAAGCUACAUCUCAGAAUGCUUCCAUUAGAUGAAGAUUGCCUGUUAACUAGUCGAAAGUUGGAAGCAAUUGGUUCUAAAUCCUCAAGUGAAGAAAUUUGGAAUGGGCUGAAUGCCGUGCCAAUUUCUGCCCAAGAGAAGGAAGAUUGUAGCCUAACUUUGACACCAAAACAGCUUCAUCAGAUACACAUUGGUCCUUCUACUAUAAACUUUGGUGAUGUUUGUGUGCAGUCAAUAUCGGUCAGAAGAUUGCAUAUCAUCAAUAACUUGUUGGUUCAUAUAUGGGUACAAAUUGAGAUUGAGCCUGAUGAGUUGCAGCAGACGAGUCCAUUGUCUCAGGUGGUGCCUCCUCUUUCCAAGGCUUAUAUUCCAGUAGUAUUUGAGACCAACACACUUGGGAUUUUUCAAAAGUCUUUCACAUACACAAUAAAUAAUGGGAACACUGGGCAUGUGCUGGUAAUAGCAAAAGCAGUGUCUGUUGAGCUUGAGCUGUCUGCAAAGGAGUUGAUUAUAAAUCCUAUUCCUGGCUAUCUGGCAGAGACAGAAUUUCGAAGAACUGUCAGAGUAUGCAAUCGCAGAAACUAUUCUGCUGAGUUUUCUUGGAAACCUAUAAUUACUGAUAAAAAUACUUCAUUUUCGAUACGGCCAUCUAAAGGUUUCGUGGAACCAUAUAGAGAUCUGGAGUGUGAAGUUGUUUGGCAUCCGGCGUUCCACUGUCCAGACACGGGAGAAUUCAACUUGUGUGUGCACCAGGGAAAUACAAUCAAAUUGAAAUGUUUGGCAAAG
Tinamus guttatus (white-throated tinamou) is the source of this 2916-nucleotide messenger RNA. The record is from RefSeq and is a predicted model, not a curated record. Lineage: Eukaryota; Metazoa; Chordata; Aves; Tinamiformes; Tinamidae.